Molecule: messenger RNA, 751 nt
Organism: Aspergillus campestris IBT 28561
Lineage: Eukaryota; Fungi; Ascomycota; Eurotiomycetes; Eurotiales; Aspergillaceae
Product: HIT family protein
Exons: 3
Coding region: 74-751 (225 amino acids)
Biological process (GO): nucleotide metabolic process
Molecular function (GO): catalytic activity
Source: RefSeq, a predicted model, not a curated record
AUCCUCCAUCUCUUUCAUUCAUUCAUGCACCUCCCUGACAACACUCAGGCUUGAUAAUUAAUCACUACCAAGAAUGAUGUACACCUCAUCCUGUCCCUUCUGCGACAUAGCAAGCACAUACCCGCCCGUCGCCCCCUCAACCUUCACCGUUCCGUCAGAGACAACAACACUUAACGAUAGUAGUAACAACGCAAGUCCACCACCCCCAACGACAAUCUCCGACGGAUCUAGAGAAGCCCAUCUUAUCCUGUCGACGAAACAUGUCCUGGCCUUUUUGGAUAUCAUGCCGUUGACGAGGGGCCAUGUGUUGGUUGUGCCAAGGCGGCAUUAUGAGAAGUUGUCGGAGGUGGGGGUGGGGAUGAGUAGGGAGAUCGGCCAAUGGCUCCCCAUCCUUUCCCGAACCGUCCUCAAAACCCUCUUCGGCGAAGACCCAGACAACACCCAAUGGCACUGGAAUGUUGUGCAGAAUAAUGGAGUCCGCGCCGCCCAACAAGUCCCCCACGUGCACUUCCACAUCAUCCCGCGUCCCCCGUCAGAUCCCACGCCCAACGCAGCCAAGGUCAGCUGGGUGAUGUUUGGGCGUGGGCAGCGGGAUGAGCUGGAUGAUGAGGAGGGGGAGGGGUUGGCGAGGUUGUUGCGCGAGGAGUUGGCGAGGGAGGUUCGGCGGGUGAGGGAUGUUGAGGGGGUGGAUUUGGAUUUGGAUUUGGAUUUGGGCUUGUCUGUGGAGGGGAGGGGGAAGGGGAAGCUCUAA